This is a messenger RNA of Spizellomyces punctatus DAOM BR117, 1767 nucleotides long. RefSeq lists its product as uncharacterized. The record is from RefSeq and is a predicted model, not a curated record. Bases 1 to 1695 code for a protein of 564 amino acids. Gene Ontology annotation, molecular function: protein binding. NCBI's taxonomy places the organism in Eukaryota, Fungi, Chytridiomycota, Chytridiomycetes, Spizellomycetales, Spizellomycetaceae. The transcript is spliced from 6 exons.
AUGCGUACCCCGGAUCUGCUCUCCCGUCUUCAAGAAGACUCUGAAAAUGACUCUCCUAUGUUGGAAACGCGCAAGGUUGGGGUUGGAGUGGAUGCGCAACAUAGUCUACUUCGCCGGCCCCCAGUGGUCGAGAAGCAUAUUAGACCAGGGUCUGCAAGGCUAGGGAGCAAACCUGUCGGAAAGGAAGGCACACCGCUAGAGUCCACGCCAUCAUCGUCUUUGGGGGCAACACCAGCUUCCUCCACGGGAAGGCUAACCACACGCUUAACAACCAAGUCAGACUUUUCCGAUUCCAAUUCCAAAUUGAGAUCGUCCACCCCACGUCUGAUUUCCGAGACGAAAUCAGUUUCGAAAUCCAAGUCGCAAUCUCUGACCAAAAUUGGACGACGAAAGUCGGCCCCCAAGUCAGCACGUACAGGGAGUGCUGGUAGAAGAGCAGAUAGUGCCAUUGCCAUCAGUAGCAGAGGAGCUGGAACCCGACCAGGAUCAGGCCUCUCCGUUGGCAAAGGGAGUGGGCGGCCCGGAAGUGCCAUGCGCUUAUCUGCAAGAGGUGCCACUACAACACCGGGGACACUACCACUCUUGCCGGGGAAGUCGAAGGGGAAGAAACAGACGGAGAUCGUGACAAAGCCAUUAACUCAAAAGGAGCGAGGACUGUUGGAUGCCUGUGAGGGUGACGAUCUAGAUGCGGUUUACAAAAGCUUAUGGCAGAAUCCAGACAUCAACUGCCGCAAGCCCGUAUUUGGGUCAAGUCCGCUCGCCGUCGCCUGUCGAAAGGGUAACCGUCAUGUUGCCUCCAUUCUCUUGUCAUUUGGAGCAGACCUUAACAUAUCAGACGAGUAUGGUGUGACCCCCCUGCACUGGGCUGCAAACUCUGGUGAUGCAUCACUCGUUACUCUUCUUCUCCGCAAAGCUGUUUCAACCGGAACUUUAGCUUCCACGUUAGCUGCAACGUCUCCUAUCCAAGCUCCAUCGGGAGAUGCACCGGGUCUUCUCAGUCGUAAGGAUUUGUUUGGAUCCACAGCGCUACAUUUUGCUAGCGUCAAUAAUCUUACGGGAGUUGCAAGAGCUUUGGUGGCAGCGGGCUGUGAUCCAACGGCGACAAAUAAUGAUGGACGCAGGGCCAGCGAGCUGACAUCGGACGAGGAACUGCGACUGUAUCUACAAGACGAAGAGCAUCGUAUUCAAAAGAUGCAAUCCGCUGCUCUACGUGCCGCACGUCGAGCAGCAGCUGCGUCCGCGACCUCUGGCGGGUCACCACGCAGACCGGGUACUCGGCCAGGAACUUCCAAAUCCAUCUCUCGGCCCACAACAGCACAGUCCACUCCCAAUCUUUCGAAAUCUAACACUAAGAAAUCUACCGGCCGCUCCUCCUCUACAUUAGUGAAGACCGCUAGCCGACCCAGCCGACCCACUACGGCCCUGCCCCGUUCCACGAGCGUAAAAAGCGGUCUAUCGACAAGUAAAAGCAAAGACAAAUCCAGGGAGUCCAUCCCCGCUGAAGAUGUUCUUACUGCCGAAGAAGUGGUUGUUGUUUCAACAACGCCUGUAGCGCCCGAACCCGCGCAACAGCCGGUCGCUGAAAUGGAAAAUGAAGAAUCUGUAGUCGUGAUGAAGCAGACUAGUGGUCCGCGAGGGUUCAUGUCGGCGGUACAAUCGGGAACAAAGGGCGUUGGCGUGGGAAUGAGUGCUUAAAAUGGGGCGGCGACGCCAAUGGUAUAUUUAUUCAGACUUGUGAAUAUCUUCUUUUUUUUCAAUAUAAUUGCA